Molecule: messenger RNA, 1645 nt
Organism: Caenorhabditis elegans
Lineage: Eukaryota; Metazoa; Nematoda; Chromadorea; Rhabditida; Rhabditidae
Gene: daf-7
Product: Dauer larva development regulatory growth factor daf-7
Exons: 5
Coding region: 95-1147 (350 amino acids)
Cellular component (GO): extracellular region
Molecular function (GO): growth factor activity
Source: RefSeq, marked reviewed
CUUUGGAAAAAACAACAACUUGUUCAAAGCUUUUUUAUUUCUACAUCUUCAACUUUUUUUCGACUGCCCGGUUCAGCCCGCUUGAAGUUCAGCCAUGUUCAUGGCAUCUUCACUCCCGGUGUUUAUCUUCCUUCUUUCCCUCCCACAUGGUUUGACGUUCAACUGCACCAACUCAGGUGUUUGUAUUGAAAAGAUGAAGCAGCACCGAACAGAGUACCUUAAGAACGAAAUUCUCGACCAGCUGAACAUGAAAGAGGCACCAAAGGGAUUGAAGCCAAUGGACCCAGAAAUGAAGUCAGUCUACCUGGAGAUGUAUAGGGACUUACUGGAGAAGGACGAGCAGGAUAUGGGCGUUGAAAUGUCAUUCUACACCGCCAAAGAUCCAAGUUAUGGAGAGAACCCGUCGCAGCUUGUUGCCAAGUUUGACGUCACAAAUGAUUUGGAAAGAAGCGAUAUUCUUCAGGCCACACUCACAGUAUCAAUUGAGAUUCCUGCAAAGGAUUCAGGGAUGCUUCAAGAUGUUCAAGUUCAAGUUUACGAGAAGAACGAGGAUGGAUCAAUGGGAGAGAUGGUCACUUCUGGAAUUUUCGCUACAAAGGGAUCCGAACGUAUCAGCAUUCAACUUCCAAUUGAUACUGUCAAAAGUUGGUUCACAAUUUCUCCGAUCCAAGGUAUCUUCGUCAAGGCAAUGCUCGACGGGCGCAACGUUGCCCUUCAUCCCCAACAGACCACUGCUGACGUUGACAACAUGCGUCUUCAGCUCUCCACUCGUCCAAAGGGGUCCCGCAAACGCCGUUCUCAUGCCAAACCGGUUUGCAAUGCCGAAGCACAGUCCAAGGGGUGCUGCUUGUAUGACCUCGAAAUCGAAUUCGAAAAGAUCGGAUGGGACUGGAUCGUGGCCCCACCACGUUACAAUGCCUACAUGUGCCGCGGGGAUUGCCACUAUAACGCACACCACUUCAACUUGGCGGAAACCGGACACAGCAAGAUCAUGCGCGCAGCUCACAAAGUCUCCAAUCCUGAGAUCGGAUACUGCUGCCAUCCAACCGAGUACGACUACAUCAAGCUGAUCUAUGUCAACCGCGACGGACGCGUCUCAAUCGCCAAUGUCAACGGAAUGAUCGCCAAGAAAUGCGGUUGCUCAUAAAUUCCACUUCCGAUUGUCACAAAUGUUAAGUAGUCACCGAUUUGUUUCUUCUUAAUGAAUCAAAAUUCAUGAUUUCAACCCCGUAGUCACAUAUCCUCUCCUUAGUUGUAGAUCCUUCCCUCCAUCCCGUUCAUCCUCAAAUCACGAGGAGCUUCUCUUCUGUCGGUCUCCUUUCCCUCGAUCUCAUCCCAGAAUGCUCGCCGAAAUAAUUAUUUCCGAAUCGUGUGUUCACCAUUCACCAUCCAUCUGAUAUAUCCUUUGUCAGCUCUCUCUUUUCGUACCUCGGAUCCUUCCACUACCUCCUUCGACAAAUGUUGUUCCCCUCCCGAAAGCAACAAUGUGAUAGGCAACGACUCCUUCUCCCAUUUUUAUGUGUGUCUGUGCGUGCGUAGUUGUGUUUUCUGAGAUUCAAUUUCAACAAACCACGCACUUUUUCAUCAUCAUUGACAAGAAUAUGUUAUAAAACACUGUGAUUGAGGAAUAAAUUAUUGAGUGCUG